Mesorhabditis spiculigera is the source of this 861-nucleotide messenger RNA. NCBI's taxonomy places the organism in Eukaryota, Metazoa, Nematoda, Chromadorea, Rhabditida, Rhabditidae. The record is from the annotation of a GenBank genome assembly.
AUGUUCCGAUGUAGGGUUCAGAAAGAUAUCGUCGUCUCACUGCUGCUGCUACUACCUGUCCAUGUUGCACUUGUGGUGCUAGUCUCCUCCGUGGUCACUGAAGUAGAAGCGGCGGAAGUCGAGCUGCUCGUCGCCAAGGAUGACUCCGAAGCUCCCCCUUCUGCGUUACUUGUUGUGGAGGAUUUUAAUGACGUUUCGGUGCUAGAGGCUGAUCGUACUGCCACGGCUCGUGCUGCUCUCCGAAACGUCAGGUUUUGUCCACUUGGAGUCGCCGUCGAGGUCAACGCGCUACUUGAGGAAGUCAAGGUCGAGGUUUUGGUUGACGUAAGAGUGUUAUUACUGACUGGCGUCUCUGAAGUUUGGGAAGACGAAGGCGUGCUGGUUGAAACCGAGGUAACGACCGACGCAGGCCCAGGACUUGACAUGGAUGAAGAGAUGUCGUUUGUACUUGCCCUACCCUCAGUCGUUGACGAAGGCCGAGAUGUAGUAGGUUCGGGUGCUGAUGUGCCUUCCGUCCGGAUAGAACUGCGGCUUGCAUCCGGAGUAGACGUCGACAUGGAGGAUGUCGAUACGCUGCUGCUUGCCUCCGUUGUCAAAGUGGGCAUCGGGAUUGGAGUUGAGGUCGUGUGCUGGGAGGUCAUUGUAGGUUCAUUUGUCGUGAAGCUGCUAGUCCUCUCCGAGGAAAUAGACGCUGCUGGCGUUGAGGUCCUUUUUCCACCGUCGGUCGUGGAACUUGCUUCAUUCGUUGACCAGUUCGGAGUUGAGUCUGAGGCUGAUGACGUCGAGAUCCGGCUCGUGCUCUUGGAGGUUUCUGUCGACUCUGUGCGUGAGGUCGUGCCGCCUGACUCCGACGUAGAAGAA